Anneissia japonica is the source of this 258-nucleotide messenger RNA. Its product is annotated as liprin-beta-1-like. The record is from RefSeq and is a predicted model, not a curated record. Gene Ontology annotation, biological process: neuromuscular junction development. Gene Ontology annotation, cellular component: presynaptic active zone. Lineage: Eukaryota; Metazoa; Echinodermata; Crinoidea; Comatulida; Comatulidae.
GAAAUGAGCUUAAGGCAUUCAUUAGAAAGCCAUAAGUUAGACUUAAUCGCUGAGAUCACAAGCUUGAAGUUACAACUAACUGGUGCCAAGCAAGAGCUAACAGAAUGGAAGGAAAAGGCUGCAGACAACCAGGCUUGCUUGAUGGAAAAAGAAAAGGAGACGAUGCAAGAAAAAUACAAAGCAGCACAGCUGAACAUAAAUGAAUUACAUAAGGAGGCCAAUGAUUGGCAGGAAAAAUACAUGCAUAGUCAGUUUUAG